Messenger RNA from Dermatophagoides farinae (American house dust mite), 3319 nucleotides. The record is from RefSeq and is a predicted model, not a curated record. Lineage: Eukaryota; Metazoa; Arthropoda; Arachnida; Sarcoptiformes; Pyroglyphidae.
UUCAAACGCGCGUGUGUGUGUGUGUGUGUGUGAUUGUAAUUUGUGUAUGUGCUCUGAAUGUGUCUCCUCAUGAUAAAAGAAAAACUUCAAAAUCUCCCAUAUACCAACACAUAUGAUCUGGAAAUGAAUUAAAUCUACUAUAAGGAUAUAAGGAUUCAUCAUCAUCAUCAUCAUCAUCAUCAUCAUUUUUUUUUUGAUAAUCUUUAGGUCAACAUUACGAUUGUCGGCAAUUAUUAUUAUUAUUAUUGUAACAACAAUUUCAUAGGCCAUAAUAAUAAUAAUAAUAAUCUCAUCUAAAAUUAUCACACAAUCACAUCCAAACAACACCAACAACAACAACAAAAAUUGGAUGAAAAGAAAAAGUUAUUAUUGACCAAUCUCAUCUUUAUCAUUGUUUCUGUUGUAGGAUUUUUUUUUGUUUUGUUUUGUUUUGUUUUUUGUUUUUUAAUCGUGUGCAUAAACACUGUUUGCCUUCCAUAUUGUCGGUCCGGUUUUAUAUUUAUAUAUAGAAUAGAAAAAAACACGGAUAUAUAAGUGCAAAUUGAGGAAAUAACAACAACAACAACAACAGUCAAUUCAUGAUUAUAAUGGCAACGAUUAGAUUAAUUUGAUUUUCAUUACAAUUCAUCACCAACCAAUCAACCAACCAGCCACCCACUCACCCAUCCCAUUACACCUUGUCAUUAUCGCAUUGAAUUGUAUUUUUGUGCGUACCAAAACGAAAACAAAAAAAAAUUCCUUGGAAUUAUAAAUCAAGAAAAAUCUUUUGGACCAUCAAAUAAAACAAAAAUUUAAAUCCGUUUUUGAAAAUAAUCAAACAAAAGGAAGAAAAUAUAGUAAUCUGCAGAUGCAUCAUCGUAAUCAGCAUAAUCGUAGCAAUCAUCUUAUCACAUCUUGUUAGCUACACACACACAUCAAAUUAUCCAUGAAUUGAUGAGAAUUGAAUCGGAUCAAAAACUGAAGAAGAGAGAAAAAAUUUUUUUUCUACUACAUUGGCCGUCACCGGGGAAAAAAAAUUAGGGCCAUAAUAUUAUUAUUAUAACAAAGAAACGUACACACAAACACAGAGAGAAAAGACACCAUCAUGUAUGACGUCCAAAUUAGAACGAUUUUUCGCCACCAUCAACACCACCACUGCUGCCAUCAUAAUCAUCAUCACCAUCACAACCAUCAUCAUCAUCAUAGACAUCAUAUUAGAAUGGUGCCAAUAAGCUCUUGGUUCAUCGUACUACUUAUAUCGAUCAGUUCAAUUGGAACAUUGAUUGAUUGCCGUCGACAGCCACAGCCACAGCCAUCAACGAUAACGGAACGUUCAAAAUUUAUCGAUGACAAUGAUUCAAUUGAUUAUUUUAAUAUAAAUAAUAAUAACAACAAUAAAUAUAGCGAUGAAAUUGAUGAAGAAUUUGAUGAUUUUGAUUGUCCAGAAAAAUUUGGUUAUUAUCCGGAUGAAAAAAAUUGCUCAAAAUAUCAUCUUUGUGAUCAUGGAAAAUCGAGACUAAAAUCAUGCGAUGAUGGAUUAGUAUUUAGUACUAUAUUGAAAACAUGUGAUUGGCCAUACAACGUACAUUGUAAUCUUGCCAAUGGUGAUAGAGGUGAUUUUGUUGGUAGACAUCUUCGUUUACGCAAUAAUGCUGGUACAGGUGAUGUUGAUGACAAUAAUAAUAAAAUUGAUCAAUCAUUGAGUAAUCGUCGACAGCCAGUAUUGUCUAAUGAAGCUGAUGAUAGUUAUUGGCUUGGUCGUCCAAAUACUGAUCUAUUAGCAUAUUUAAAUGAUGAUAAUGAUUAUCAUGAUAUUCAUCAUGAAGAAUUUCAUCAUGAUUUUGAUAUUCCACGACGACCUGUUUUAAAUAAUCAAAAUCGUUUAGAAUCACAUCGAUCACUGGACGAUGAAACGGAAAACAAUAAACGAACCACAACCAGUAAUGAUGAUCAACCAUGGUUUCAGAACGUAAAUUUUGAUCAACGUCGACCAACGACGACGACGACGACGACAACAUCAACAUCAUCACAACCCAUUAUUUCGAUUAAUCAACGUGGAAAUCAAGGCUGGCGAAGCACUACACCAGCUAUAAACACACAGACAACUAGAACACCAACAAUGUUGCCACGAAAGGCUUUACGUUUCGGUGAUAAUGGUGAACAGGAAGAUUUUCUUGUUACUGAUGGUGGUGCUAAUCGUCAUGUACCAGAUAAUGAUCUCGGUGAUUAUCGACGUAAACCAGCGAAAAAUGAUCGUGAUAGUUAUCGAAUUGUUUCAUUUCAACAACAAAAUCCAAUAACAACAACUACACCACAAACGACGACUACAACAACAACAACACGAUCACAACCAAUUUGGUUUCAACAGACAACACCACCACCAACAACUGCAAUACAAACCGCAACACAAAUAGAAUCACGACCUAGACAUCUUGGAACUUCUGUACGCCGGAAAGUUAUUCGUAAAAAAGUUAUUCCACAAAUUACCACAACAAUUUCGACGACUUCAACAACAACUACAACAACAACACCGGCACCAACAUUUAGAAGUGUAGCCGAUUUUUGGAACAAUAAUGAUCCAUGGAAAUCUUUCCGUUAUGAACCGGUUAAUCGUGGUCAAUCGAAUCCAACCACUUUGAAUCCGCCGACAACUAUUGGUCCAAAACAUAUUAGUUCAAUUCGACGAACCAUACCUAAAUUUGAAAAUCGACAACGUUUCGAACGAAAACCCGUUCUACGAGAUGAAAGUGAAGAUGCUAAUGAACGUAUAAACGAUGAUGAUGAUGACGAUGAUUAUGUUGUUGGCAGAAAUUUUGUCUACAAUACACCAGAAAUUGUACGAAAUAAAAAUUCAAGCCAUCGCCUUCAUAUGGAUGAUGAUUUAUUAUUGCCAAAAAAUAAGGUCAAAGAUGUUUCCAAUAAUAUAAAUAGUGGUGGUGGUGGUGGUGGUGGUGGUGUAAGAUUUAAACCGGUCAAUCCAAGACCAGUAACACCAUCAACAAUAACAACAACAACAACGACAACAACAACAACAACCGCCCAUGGUAAUAGAAGAAAUAAUAAUCGAAACAAUAAUCAAAAUUUAAACAAUGCAUUCGAUGCUGGUUUCCGUCAUGCAAUAUUGCCAAUAAAUCGUCCAAUUAGUUCAUCAUUACAGCAUCAACCACCACCACCACCACCACCACUCCCAUCAUCGAAUACCGAUAUUGAAUAUGAAGAUUUAGAAAAUGAAGAUGAAGAUGAAGAUGUUGAUGAUAUCGGUGCAAGUGAUCAUGAUGAUGAUAAUAACAACUUCAAUAACCGGUCGAAUGAUGAAAAUAACUACCAUCAUCAACGUUAA